Messenger RNA from Armigeres subalbatus, 2611 nucleotides. RefSeq lists its product as uncharacterized. Gene Ontology annotation, molecular function: protein binding. The record is from RefSeq and is a predicted model, not a curated record. Bases 682 to 2256 code for a protein of 524 amino acids. Lineage: Eukaryota; Metazoa; Arthropoda; Insecta; Diptera; Culicidae. The transcript has 7 exons. Gene Ontology annotation, biological process: SCF-dependent proteasomal ubiquitin-dependent protein catabolic process. Gene Ontology annotation, cellular component: SCF ubiquitin ligase complex.
UUUCUUUUGUCACAAACUUAACAUAGCAUUGAGGAAGAAUCAAACAAAAUGAUUUAGUCAGCGAUUGCUUGACAAGUUUGGUUUGGGUCGGAAAACUAUUUCAAACUGAUUCCUGAUGUACUCAGUUAACUUGUAAUUAAUCACAUGUUGAGAUAAGUUGCAAUUUUCAAGCACAAAUCAUAUUUAGUUGCUACAAACACAAAUUAUGAUGUGUUGUUGUUAAGUUUUUUAAACUGGAAAUUUGAUCUUGAUUUUAUUUGCAUUAACCAUAUAAUACGUAAACUUGGCAAGGAACAUUGUAGUUGUGUGUUAGUCAUGUACCAAAACAAAGUCUCUUGUGUGUACAUGACGGUGCUUAUCUAAACGUAGAAAUAGUGAAUCACAACCGGCAUCAGCUGCUAUCGACCAGUAUUUUAUUAUUGAAACGCAGAAAUCCACAUCUUAUUAAAUUUAAAUUCGCCACGUUAUAAGAUUGAGUGUUAUUUAGAAGUGAAUAGUUAUGUUGUUGAAUUUCAGCAUUCAAACAGAACGGAAUCGGGACUAUCUGGAGAUUGCACAACAGAUAGCAGAAAUCUAGAUAAGUGCAUGAUUGCUGGCUACGACCAUUAGGAAUAAUUCUAACAAAACUGUUGUAACGUUAGGAUUAUAAGAAAACAAACUGCUUUGCAUUGGAUCGCCGCAAUGUCUGGACCAAAAACUAUCUUUUCACUUCCAACUGAAGUGCUCGAGAUUAUUCUUCAAAACUUGGACUGGUAUGACCUGCAGUCUGCAAUGCUCGUUUGCAAAUGGUGGGGUGCAACAGCGUUUGUGGUACGAUCAAACGCAGUGCGAUUGAACAUCGUACCAUUUGUAAGGUGCGAUGAAUAUCAAGAUUACAAACUGGAAAACUACCACCAGACGCUUCUGCUGAGCCGUCGAUCGUACAAACAUAUAGCAGUGUACUGGGGCAAUUGGGAGAAAUGUCAUAAAACUGAUCAAGUCAAGGAUCAGAUGAUUCUGGAUAUUAUUAAUCGAUUCCAACAAACUUUAGUUUCUUUGAAAAUAAUAUCCAGAAAAUAUAAUAUGGCUUCAUGGGUUUUGUUAGAUUUACUGAGAUCCUGCACAAAUCUAAAAAUAUUAAAUUUGAAUGAAAUGCAGGUUGAGUCCCUUCGCUUCAGUGUGAAUGAAUCGUUUAGAACCAGAAUUCAUACACUCUAUGAUUCUCGUCAAUUGAUCCGUAGCAUCUCGCGAGCUCCGAACCUGUUUGCCAACGUGACCACUUUGCAUGUGAAAAUAACUCCUUCCAACAAGCUGACAGGCCUGUUUCACAAACUGAGCCCACAGCUAGUGAAUCUUACUUUGGGAUGGGAUCUCGAUUGGCCGGAUCACCAGCAUGACAUAUUACCCAUGGAGAAUUUCCCACGAUUAGAAACUCUGGCAACGCCGUCAUUUGGAUCGAUUUCGCAUCUGGGGCGGUUCCUGCGAAAUAUUCCAAAACUGCGAAUGCUUAUAUUGUUCCUACAACAAGACGGGGAUACUUCUGUUCUCCGAUGGGUAAACCAAGAGCAUCUACGACAUCUAGUCUUGUGGCCUCAGGUAUUGACCGCAAAAAAGUUUGCGCACAUAACAAGGUUUUCAAGUUUAGAGAGCCUUACUAUUAGAGGAUGCUAUGCUGAUGUUCCAAACAAACUACUACAAGAUGCCCCUGUUUUGCAAAAUGUGAAACGCCUUGCUAUAAAAGAACAUGGUUGGCCGCUGUUUUCAAAUGAUUUACUCAAGUAUUUUAAUAAUUUGACUGAACUGGAGCUACAUGCUAAUAAAAACUGGAACUCAUCUGAUGCGCAAAAUCUGAAUGGAGUCACGUCACUUAAACGAUUGAUCAUUCAUGAGGGAUUAGACGCUUUGGAAGGUUUCAUGGAGUUUUGCGCAGUAUUAACAAUACCAGACUUAACUCUGAUUACACAAGAAACUAUAUUCAACGAAACCAAAUCAUUCAAGCUAUCAAUUCAAGCACCAUAUAUUAGAAAACUCUCUGUGUAUGCUUAUAUGAUUGAUUCAAUUCUAUACGAACCGAUGUUGGAAUCAAUGCCUAAUCUGAGAAGGCUUGAGCUGACGUUGCAGAUACCAUGCGAUGAUGACACUUAUAAAAGGAUUAGCCAAAAGUUUCCAUCCUGUGAUACAGUGCGAAAAUACUUUCGACGUUAUGACUCUGCCUUCGAUGUGUACGAGCGGUUACUACAAAAAGAAGUUGUUGCGCCAAAAUGUGCUCUACAGUGAACGACAGCUAUAAUCAAUUUGAUACACAUACACUGCACGUUUUACAUAUGACGUGAAAGCUAUUCAUUUGUGUGAUUUUGAGAAUAAUACAAUCUGCAGCGUUGUACCACUGAUUAUAUCUUCAUUAAAGUGUUUAUGGGUUGAAAUACUUUAAAUAUGCGUGCGAUAUUAGCUCUUAAAUCAAUUUAUGGAUCUUAUUUAAUUAACAGGAAUUUUAAAAUAACAUUCGUUGUCUAUGGAUUUAUUUGAAAAACAAUAAAGUGAUUUUACCAGCCUUGUACCAUAACAAUUCGGUCACAAUUUGAGGUCUUGUCCCGUGACUUGAUUAAGGGAUAACAUAAAAUUCCAGCUAAAA